CGGGUGAGGGUGUGGUGCCCUGUGGGUGGCAGUCUGUCCUCAUCCAGGCCACUCCCCAGCGUUGCUCUGAGUACUGUUCCCAGGCGGAUGGGCAGCUGAGAGCAGGGCCACGGGUGCUGGGCUCGCAGGAAGCAGGGAGCCCCUGGGGGUCGACAGGGUCCAAGGGAGUCGCGUCCUGCCCUCAGAUCGUGCAGAUGAGUAACUACUGUGGGAUUGGCAUCGACGCAGAGCUGAGCCUGGACUUCCACCAGGCGCGGGAGGAGGAGCCCGGCAAGUUCACUAGCAGGCUGCACAACAAGGGCGUGUACGUGCGGGUCGGCCUGCAGAAGAUCAGCCACUCGCGCAGCCUGCACAGGGCCCUGCGGCUGCAGGUGGAGCAGCAGGAGGUGGAGCUGCCCAGCAUCGAGGGGCUCAUCUUCAUCAACAUCCCCAGCUGGGGCUCAGGGGCCGACCUGUGGGGCUCUGACAGCGACUCGAGGUUCGAGAAGCCGCGCAUGGAUGACGGGCUGCUGGAGGUGGUGGGGGUGACGGGCGUUGUGCACAUGGGCCAGGUCCAGAGCGGGCUGCGCUCGGGCAUCCGCAUUGCCCAGGGGUCCUACUUCCGUGUUACCCUCCUCAAGGCCACGCCCGUGCAGGUGGACGGUGAACCCUGGGUCCAGGCUCCCGGGCACCUGAUCAUCUCGGCUGCGGGCCCUAAGGUCCACAUGCUCAGGAAGACGAAGCAGAAGCCCAGGAAGGCAGGGCCGCCCAAGGACGCACGAGCAGAUGGGGCUCCAGCCCCCGAGGGGGACCCCAAGUAGUGGUGCGUCCUGGAGCAGCGGUCAGCGGCGGACAGAUGUGCCCACAGCCGUGGCCUCUGGCCUCCCUGUCUCUUCCCCAUGCCACGUGGAGACUGCUGGGUGGGUGGUGAGGGGCUCCCUAGGGCCCAGGUCGCUGUCCUGGAGGACACGCACCCCUCUGGAGCCCCUCUGCCACCUCUGGGCCCCUGAGCUGGGCAGCACCAGGCCUCAGCAGUGCCCUGAGACACUCCUGCAGGGCAGCUGGCUCUCUGUGCCUUGGGGGUGCCCAGCGCAGUCCCAGGACACCCCAGCCACUGGCUUCCCAGGCCACGCAGUGCCUGGCUGGCUCAUUCUGGAGCUCUGUGGGGACCCUGGCGUGACUGGGCUGGGAGAGGCAGGCCCCGAGGAAGCUGGGUGGGCCUGGCCCCCCGGGAGGUGUGUGGUGCCCGGAAGGCAACAGGAGCUGGCCCGGCCGGGACCCCCGAGGAAGUGAGGCAAGCGUGCGGCGGGAGAGGUUUAAUCGGCUGGGGAAAGCGCUUCGCCCCGACGUGUCAGCAGUCAGCACGCGGGUUCCGUGUCCACCGAGCAGACUCAUCUCUAUGCUUCUCCGCGUGGGGACGGGGGACGCAGAUGGGCUGCGGGGGGGUCACUCAGAGCCCCGGAGUCCAGCCGGCCCAGAGCCCUGUCUCGGCCCUGGAGGAGCCGGGCCCAGCUGCCUGGGGACCCCGAGGCUGGGAAGAGGGGUCCGGAGGCCCCUCUGCCUUGGCGCUGGCUCUGCCAGGCCCGCACCCUGGGUGGCGGCCUCACCCUGAGACUGGCCUCGAUCUCAGACACAGCCCUGCCCAGCCCUGUGCCCGCCAAGCUCGUGCCAAAGCUACCCAGACACGGGCACCACGAGGGCCGCAGGCCUCCAGUGCCCGGUGUGCGUCCCUCGGGCCUGCGCUCCUGGGGGUGGAGUCAGCUUCUGCUUUGCAGCUGCACCGGUUGAUGGGAACUGUCUGUCACUGUGGUUCGGGUGGACGAGCGCCCUGCGUGUAAGCGAGUCUGAGUCUGUGUGAGCUCUGCACCCCUCCCUCGUGUGUGACCUACCCCCUGAAGGUGACCGUAAUUUAUAUCUUGGACAAAUAGAGUCUGGGCACCCA
Messenger RNA from Capra hircus (goat), 1921 nucleotides. RefSeq names its product diacylglycerol kinase theta-like. NCBI's taxonomy places the organism in Eukaryota, Metazoa, Chordata, Mammalia, Artiodactyla, Bovidae. The transcript is spliced from 5 exons. Gene Ontology annotation, biological process: intracellular signal transduction; lipid phosphorylation; diacylglycerol metabolic process. Gene Ontology annotation, molecular function: ATP-dependent diacylglycerol kinase activity. The record is from RefSeq and is a predicted model, not a curated record. Bases 195 to 800 code for a protein of 201 amino acids.